Lachancea nothofagi CBS 11611 is the source of this 1611-nucleotide messenger RNA. Lineage: Eukaryota; Fungi; Ascomycota; Saccharomycetes; Saccharomycetales; Saccharomycetaceae. The record is from the annotation of a GenBank genome assembly.
AUGGUCGCGAAGGAUAAAUUCUCCAAAGAGUCUUUCUUUGCCUCUCCUCUUUAUGAUUUUCUUUCUCCUUUUAGACCUGUUGCGAACCAGUACUAUGCAGAAUAUGUGAUUGUCAUAUUUGCCUUAGUGAUUCGAUGCGCCGUAGGCCUCGGAUCAUUUUCUGGUGAAAACGCGAGCCCAAUGCAUGGAGACUUUGAAGCUCAAAGACACUGGAUGGAAAUCACCACAAAUCUUCCUAUUUCGCAGUGGUAUUGGUUUGAUUUGAACUACUGGGGGCUGGACUAUCCUCCAUUGACCGCCUACCAUUCCUAUUUCUUUGGUAAAGUAGGGUCUCUUUUGAGCCCUACAUGGUUUGCGCUCAACUCAUCUCGUGGACUAGUAACUCCAGAUCUCAAAUCGUACAUGAGAUUCACCGUUAUCGUGAGCGAAGCAGCGCUAUAUAUUCCAGGGGUCAUUUACUUUACCAAAUGGUUUGGGAUCAAGAGACGUCAAUCUCCGAUUGGUACAUAUAUCGCGGCUGCUGCCAUACUUUUCCAACCAUCGCUCAUAUUGAUCGAUCAUGGUCAUUUCCAAUAUAACUCUGUUAUGCUUGGUUUGACGGUUUAUGCUAUCAACAACUUGCUAGAUGGCUUCCAUGGGCCGGCUGCAAUUUGUUUCGUGUUAUCGCUGUGUUUCAAGCAGAUGGCGUUGUACUAUUCACCCAUUUUCUUUGCAUAUUUGUUGAGCAGGUCACUUUUCUCGCCGACCUUCAAUCUGCCUAGAUUCACAUCUGUGGCUUUGUCUACAAUAAUCUCAUUUUGCAUCAUGUUCUCGCCCCUGUACGUUUUUGGUGGUAUCCAAAAUGUACUCCAGUCGAUCCACCGAAUUUUCCCCUUCGCCAGAGGAAUUUUUGAAGACAAGGUCGCAAAUUUUUGGUGUGUGUCCAAUGUUUUAUUCAAGUACUCUGAGAACUAUACACAGGACGACCUACAGAGAUUUUCAGUGUAUGCUACCGCUGUAGGGUUCAUUCCAUCCUUUGUGCUGAUGUUUCUGUAUCCUAAGAAACAUAUGUUGCCAUUUGGGUUAGCCGCGUGCUCAAUGGCCUUUUUCCUAUUCAGCUUCCAAGUUCAUGAGAAAUCGAUUUUGGUACCGCUUCUCCCCAUAACCUUGCUUUACUGUUCAACUGAUUGGAACGUGCUGUCUAUGGUGAGUUGGAUCAAUAACGUAGCGCUUUUCACUUUGUGGCCUUUAUUGAAGAAAGAUAACCUUACGCUACAGUACGUUGUCAUGAUGUUGUUAAGCAAUUGGCUAAUUGGAAACUUCAGCUUUGUGACUCCUCGUUUCUUGCCAAAAUUCUUGACGCCAGGCCCAUCCGUUAGCGAUGUGGCAGAAACUUAUAGGAGAAGGAGUUUCCUUCCUGAUAAUAUAUUUUGGAAACUAACAAUAGUUACAUCAUAUAUUAUUAUGGGCUGCGUUCACUAUCUCGAUAUGUUUGUACAGCCACCAAAAGCUUUGCCUGAUUUGUGGGUACUUAUGAAUUGCGCGCUCGGCUUCUCAUGUUUCGGGCUCUUCUGGCUUUGGAACUACUACAAGUUAUUCGACAUGAGAAACAAGUCAUUUUUAGAAUUUUAA